Molecule: messenger RNA, 693 nt
Organism: Caenorhabditis bovis
Lineage: Eukaryota; Metazoa; Nematoda; Chromadorea; Rhabditida; Rhabditidae
Source: the annotation of a GenBank genome assembly
AUGUGGGAGCAUAUCGAGACUCUCGCCGGCUUUGGAUGGAAUAUCCGACGAAAAUGCAUAUCGUGCUGCGAGCCGUGGAAGGGCAAAACGUGGUUCAAUCGGUGGCAGGCGCACUUCCGAACUGCGGCCAUCCAAACCCUCCGACGUCGAACGGGAGCAGUCCCACUGGAGCAAAUCGUUUGCACCGAGGAUUAUCAAGAAGUGGUAUCUAUGGAUCGUAAGCGCAUUCGCGAUCUUUGCGUUGAAUCGCUUCAGGACCUUAUGGUCGGAACAUCGCCGAAGCAUAUUGCCAAUGGAAAGGGCUUCUAUGAAUACUCGUUCGGAAACUUCCCAGAACUUCGAGUUUAUUUCAAAGGCGCCGAACAUUACACCGUUGAGGAUGUGAAGAAAAGUCAGAGAUUUGAGGACAAAGGACAAAGAGCGCUUCUCGCGUGCCACUUGGUCGCCAACAUCUACGACAACGACGACGUCUUCCGCGGAUACAUUCGCGAGACGAUCAAUCGUCAUCGCCAAUACAAAAUGGAUCCGGCGCUCUGGGAGGGCUUCUGGACGGUGUGGACCGGAUAUAUGGCGUCCGCUGGCUGCCUGACGGAUGAGCAACGCGCCGCGUGGAUGCAGCUCGGCAAAGACUUCAACGCUGAAUGUCAAGUGCAUUUGAAGAAUCUCAACCUUCCAUUCGUUCAAAAUAAUUGA